AUGACAUUUCCACAAAAUGGCUCCUUGUUUCGGAGGACACAGCGUCACGCCACGUACGUCAACUUCCCGCGCCCGGAUGAUUGCUCGUAUCUCCACAGACUGCCAAUCGACGAGCAGUGUGAGUUUGUGCAGAUGACGGAAGCUUGUGCGGAGAGUGAGUUCUAUUUCAACUACGUCGGAUUCCUGUACUGCACGAUUGGAUCCGACCGAGAGCAUCUCUUCUACUUGGGAUUUGUAUCGCUGCUGUGUAUUUGUGUUUACUACUUCGUUGUGUUGGGUACAACGGCUGACAAGUUCUUUUGUCCAACGCUAGCCGCUAUUGCGAAAUCGUUAAACAUCAGCGAAGCACUGGCUGGUGUUACGAUUCUCGCGUUUGGCAAUGGAUCCCCGGAUCUGUUUACGGCUGUCGCCAAUCCAGAUGCGGACACAGAGCUGAUGUUUUCGGAACUGCUCGGAUCGGCUGCGUUUGUGAUUGGAGUAAUCGGGGGUGCCGUGCUGAUAAUACAACCCUUUGACUUUCCGCCUUGGGGUAUCUCAAGAGAUCUGGCAUUCUUUAUUGCUGCCGUCGUGUGGAUAACGCUGAAAGCAGCUGACGAACGAUUCAGCGUGUACGAUAGUGCCGUUUUGAUUGGAAUGUAUCUGCUCUUUCUAAUUCUCGUUAUAUGGGAGUUUAUUCGGGGCAGGCAGCAAGAGAGCAGGACAAAUUCAAUAAGUAAGAGUUCAAGAGCUUUUGUCUGUAGCGCCACCUACAGCAUUUUGGACGCAUUUAAUGAUCUUAACAACCUCCUUGUAGAUGGUGCAUCUCCAACACCCACAGUGAACUCGGGAAGAAGUGUUCAGCAGGAAACAAAUAGUUCAGCAAAUCAAGGACUGGUAAACGAUUUUUGCAAUCACAUGAACCCUCUUGAUCCAGAAGAAUGGAACGAUGGUGGAUGGGCGAUGCGGACCUUUUGUUUGCUGAAGGCUCCAUUUGUUUUACUACUUUUGUUAACAAUUCCAAUAGUGGAUGCGGAUGUUCACCGAGAAGGAUGGUGUAAACUGCUAAAUAUCUGUCACUGUUUGACACUACCGCUACUGAUAGUGUUCGUAAAUGGAGUCGCGUUCGUAAGAAUAGCGAAACUGUACGUCUUUAUUUGGAUUAUCGCGAUCGUCUUACCUGUGAUGAUUGUCAUAUUUUACACAUCCCGAAUCGAUCAAUGUCCACGAUAUCACAAACUAUUUACGCUGUUGAGCUUUUUCGGCUGCAUUCAAGUGAUCUACGUUGUUGCACAGGAAGUCGUGAGUGUGCUCGAAACGGUUGGGAUAGUUCUGAAGCUGUCCAAAUCUGUACUGGGCCUCUCACUGCUUGCCUGGGGUAAUAGUGUUGGCGACUUUUUCUCGAAUGUAGCUCUAGCACGACAAGGCUACGGAAAGAUGGCAUUCGCAGCGUGCUUCGGUGGUCCAUUGCUGAAUCUCUGCUUGGGAUUAGGUCUCACUCUCAUGACGAAAUCAUUUGAAGUUCACGAUCUCAUAGCAGAAGUUCGCAAAGGAGUGAUGGGAGAAAACUGCGAACUGUAUCUCUUUCAGAUCCUCACCACAACCUGGCUCUGCUUACUGUUUACCAACUUUCAAGGCCGUAGAAGCGUGGGUCUCGCAAUGAUCGUAACCUACCUGAUGUUUUUGGCAUUUUCAUUUUUAGGUGAGUUUGAGCUUAUCCACCCGUACGGCACUGACCAUCAUCCCGAUCCAAAUGGGCACUAA
This is a messenger RNA of Anopheles maculipalpis, 1740 nucleotides long. Its product is annotated as putative sodium/calcium exchanger 7. The transcript is spliced from 6 exons. The record is from RefSeq and is a predicted model, not a curated record. Gene Ontology annotation, molecular function: calcium:sodium antiporter activity. Gene Ontology annotation, biological process: monoatomic cation transport; intracellular calcium ion homeostasis; transmembrane transport. Lineage: Eukaryota; Metazoa; Arthropoda; Insecta; Diptera; Culicidae. The coding region runs from base 1 to 1740 and encodes 579 amino acids. Gene Ontology annotation, cellular component: membrane.